This is a messenger RNA of Helobdella robusta, 660 nucleotides long. RefSeq lists its product as hypothetical. The transcript is spliced from 2 exons. Gene Ontology annotation, molecular function: RNA binding. NCBI's taxonomy places the organism in Eukaryota, Metazoa, Annelida, Clitellata, Rhynchobdellida, Glossiphoniidae. Bases 1 to 660 code for a protein of 219 amino acids. The record is from RefSeq and is a predicted model, not a curated record.
AUGAGCACAACAUCAGUGAUGAUCACACCGGCAAUGAAAUCAUCGUGGCUGAUCACAGCACUAAAAAAGAACACAUCAAAGAAAAACAAAUCAGCAAAGAACAGUCAUGACUUGACAGAAUCGUUGAAUGAAUAUGUUUUUAAUUACGAUGUAUACAGUAUCAAACAUGAACAAACCAGAGAUGAACACAAUAUCCAAAAAGAACCAUUUCAAUCGAGUGCGAACAAGCCAAGUGUAAGCAAGUCUAUUGACCGGUUACAACAAUUAACAGACAUUGUGCUCACUUAUAAGCCACUACAACCAAGUGCGAUCAACUUAAAUAACACAUGCGACCAUUCAGCAAAUUCAAGCGAGGAAGAUUCAAAUAACCAGGCAUCACAACCAGAUGAUUUAGAAGAGUUCUUCGAGAAAUACGGUCCUCUGAGCUAUUGUAGAAUAGUUGUCAAUUUGAAAACACAACAUUCUCAAGGAUCUGCUAAAUUCAAUCUGCUAAAUUUUGUUAAAUUCAAGUUCAAAAAAGAUGCAGAAAAAUGUUUGCAAAGUUUUGAAGAAGAUAGAAUAAUUUUUUUGGUAACGUUAAAUAUAGCACCAAAUAUGAAUGAAUGUUAUUUUUGUGACGAUGUGGUAGACGAGGGCGGCUUAGUUAUAAUAAAAUUGUAG